Priceomyces carsonii is the source of this 816-nucleotide messenger RNA. RefSeq names its product S-adenosylmethionine-dependent methyltransferase. The transcript has a single exon. The coding region runs from base 1 to 816 and encodes 271 amino acids. The record is from RefSeq and is a predicted model, not a curated record. Lineage: Eukaryota; Fungi; Ascomycota; Pichiomycetes; Serinales; Debaryomycetaceae.
AUGAACACUUUAGUAGAUUGUUCUCGAUUCGAAAAGAUAGACUCGAAUGAAGUUGACGAACACAUCUUUGAUAUAUUCACUAAUCGUCCUCCACCUGAUGACCUGAAUCUUGGGUUUAUAGAUCGAUCGCGCGAGAUCAUUGAUAUUAGCCUUGAAAAGUCAGGGAUGGAUAUCUCAAUACAGCAAUCAUUCUCAGGAGUCUCUACUGGGUUCCUCUGCUGGAAAACUGCUGCUCAUAUUUCCGAUUGGAUACUUGGCGAUGCCAAAUGCCCAUUUCAUAGCAUUUUUCGUCUGAAAGCUAAAGAUUUGCUCGUAAUUGAAUUGGGAGCAGGAGUAAGCGCAAUAUGUGCUUUGGUUCUUUCGCCCUUAGUUAAUCGAUACAUAGCUACAGAUCAGAAGGAACUACUUAGGCUACUUUCGAGAAAUUUUUACAGAAAUCAAGCUCCAUCUAUCUCUACUUCCAAAAGAUUACAGGCCCCUAGAGUUGAUUUUCUCGAAUAUGACUGGGAAGAGCCUGAAGUAGGCUAUCAAAAUUUGAGUUCAGUUUUGGAGACUGAACCAAUACCAGACUUUAUAAUUGCAUGUGAUACCAUAUAUAAUGAAUUUCUUGUACCAAAGUUUGUCGCAGCCAUUAAGAGGUUAAUGCAUAGCGAGAGUGGAGCACUCGUUGCUAUACAGUUAAGAGACCAAUCAGUGACUCAAUUUUUCAUUGAGGAGGUCAUGAGGAAUAAUCUUACCAUUUACUCGGUACCUCCAAGCUGUCUUUCUUCCGAAUUAACAUUAGGAUUUGUUGUAUAUUAUAUUACCAUUAGUUAG